AUGACACUUAGGGAUUUGAAAGAUCUCGAUUAUCAACCCAAUCAAGUAUUGGGACGUGCCGAUUUAUCUGAGAGCGAAAUGGAACAGUACUGCAAGAUGGCAAAUGCCCAUGACUUUAUCAUGAGUCUUCCUCAAGUGAGUUUAAUUUACAGUAUGGAAUAA
Molecule: messenger RNA, 162 nt
Organism: Strongylus vulgaris
Lineage: Eukaryota; Metazoa; Nematoda; Chromadorea; Rhabditida; Strongylidae
Source: the annotation of a GenBank genome assembly